This is a messenger RNA of Petromyzon marinus (sea lamprey), 2888 nucleotides long. It is a transcript of the gene DNAAF10, whose product is annotated as dynein axonemal assembly factor 10. Gene Ontology annotation, molecular function: protein binding. The record is from RefSeq and is a predicted model, not a curated record. Lineage: Eukaryota; Metazoa; Chordata; Hyperoartia; Petromyzontiformes; Petromyzontidae.
CGACUCAUUCCGACGAAUCGUGGAAUCGAUACCGUCCAAGGCUCCGCGUUUGGCGGCCGUGUUGGCGCUCCUCUGAGGGGUCCUUUUCAAUCGGGGUUAUUUUUUAAAAUUUAUUUUUAUUAUUUACACCAAACUAACUCGGUGAGCUUCGUCAACAACGUCGAACGUACGGCACCUCUCUCCAUUUCUCUUCACGAUAGCCGUUUGUUAAAGUAGGGCGGGCGGGCGUGGGGGGGGAGGCUGAGGAAUAAGCAAGGCAUGGCUGCGCUGGAUAAGCCUCAGAUCAUAAUUCACGUGCAGAAGAGUCUGAAUUUCACCCUCUUCGACUGCAGAUGGGUGCCGUGCAGUGCGCGCCUCGUGUGCCUGGGCAGCACGGCGAGGGGCACGGGCGCCCUGCAGGUGUACGAGGUGACGCAGGGGCAACUCAACCUCGUCACGGAGACGGAGAAGGCGAAGCCGUUGAAGUGCGCGACGUUCGGGGCCGCGAGCCUUCAGCAGAGGCACCUGGCCACGGGCGAUUUCGACGGCAACAUGAGCAUAUGGAACCUGGAGGCGACGUCGCUGCCUGUGUACACGGUGAAGGGACACACGGAGAUCAUUAACUGCAUCGACGGGGUGGGAGGGCUCGGCGUUGGCGAAGGGGCGCCUGAAAUCGUCACCGGCAGCAGGGAUGGCACGGUGAAGGUGUGGGACCCGCGACAGAAGGACGUCCCUGUCGCAAACAUGGAGCCCGUGGAGGGAGAGAACAAGAGAGAUUGCUGGACGGUGGCGUUCGGGCACGCGCACACCCAGGCGGAGCGCUGUGUGUGCGCCGGCUACGACAACGGAGACAUCAAGCUCUUCGACCUGAGGACCAUGUCCACUCGCUGGGAGACCAACAUCAAGAACGGGGUGUGCAGUGUGGAGUUUGACCGCAGGGACAUCUCCAUGAACAAGUUGGUGGCGACUACGCUGGAGGGAAAGUUCCACGUGUUUGAUAUGAGGACCCAGCACCCCAAGCGAGGCUUUGCGUCACUCACAGAGAAGGCCCACAAGUCGACCGUGUGGCUCGUGCGGCACCUACCGCAGAACAGGGACAUCUUCAUGACGACAGGCGGCUCGGGCAACCUCAACCUGUGGAAGUACGAGUACCCGGCCCAGCGGAGCCGCAAGGAUGAUGACGGGCACGAGGCCGGCGUGACGGGCAGCGUGUCGCUGCUGCAGAACAUGACGGUGGCAUCGCAGCCCGUGGCCGGCUUGGACUGGAGCCCUGACAAGCAGGGCUUGUGCGCGUGCACGGCCUUCGACCAGACACUGCGUGUGCUUAUCGUCACCAAGCUCGGCCGCAUGUGAUGCUCCCCCCACAACCGUGUGUGUACACGCACUCACGCGUACACGCACGUAGAAUGUGUGCGUACGUGCCCAUUGCCACCAAGUUUUUUACUGCAUGGGAUGUUAUGGAGAGUGCUGGCACAGUUGUUAGCGCGCCGUGUUGCGAACCCAGCGACCAACGUUCAAUUUCUGCUCUUGGCCAACAUCGGUGACGAUCGUCGUGCUGGGCCUUCUACCUAGGUCAACUCAACCUAAAAUGAGUACCUGGUGCGGUGUGUAAACAUCGCCACUGGCGGCCUGUCAGGCGUGGUGCUGGCCAUCCACCCCCUCGUGUGCCGUGCCGGCCUUGAUAGGUGCUCGUUAACAGCACUUGCCCCAACAGUUUGUUCGAAGGCCAUAUGGGGGAUCUGUACACGCGUGUGCAACUUAUCUUCGCUAAGUUGCACGCGAUAGCCCUGUGUGCAUGUACCCGCGUGUACGACGAUUAACGAGGUCGCAGUGUGGGAGGUGGUGGAGGAAACGGUGGAAUUUUAUCUCGAUGCAAAUUCGACAAUCAAGUCGGGCGACUGCUUUCUUUACCGCUCCUUGUUUUCAGGCAGUGGCACACACACCAGGCAGGUACACUUGGGGCGAUCGUUGUUGGCAGUUUUCACCGGCAGUUUGUUUUCUUUUGUUUCAUAGAUGGAUCACUAUGACUGUCGCUACAAUACCCAUUUGCUCUGAGUAAAUGCGGAUCAGGCCACAAUUAUUGCCCGCAACAAUUUCCAUAAAAUUUGCCCGAGUGCGUCGUGGAAUUUGGUGCGGCCAGCGUAUUGUCAACUCCAGGAUUUCUUGAUCAGCUGGAGAGAACUUAUUUAUAGUCUUGAGACUAAGCUACUGUUGGGCCACUGGUUAUAUUUAUAGUUUUUGAGUGGUCAUUUUCAGUGUUUGAAUAGCUUUGUCGUUAUCAUUUCGAGUGUCAUAGUUUUUUUGUCUUGUUUGAAAGGAGAUCAACACUCAGAAAGAAAAGCGUCUUGCCAAGCUGGAGCUGAGAUCGAUUGUAAGAGGGGUAAAUGGAUCACUCACAGCGCAGUUCGAUGAAUCGUCACCAUUCAGGAUUGCGGUUUCGUUUUAAUAUUUUUUUUUAACAUUGCGGCGGAUGCAGUGGUCACUAGUGGCUGCCGAGUUCAUACGAACCCAAGACAUCCGAAUUGACACGACUCGACCGCGCAUCAAUUACAACGCGUGAGAUUUCACCUGAGCCUCGGAAGCAAUAUCGAUUACGAAUCCAGUGCGCUGUUUGAGCUCUAGCAGUUUGACUCAUUGCGAUGUCUUGUAUCGCCAACGGUUAUGGAUAUGGUUUAACAUUGCUGUACUUCCGAUGAGCACGGUUUGGUUACGUACGGUGCGAAAGAAGUUCAACAUACGUGCUUGGCCAACGCUUUUUAGCAAUGCUCACCCACCCACCCGUUCAACUGCUCAGUGACAUACACGCAUACAACACGUGGCUUUGUUUUCGAUUGGUCUGUUACGUUACGUAACGUAACUUGUGACGAUCCGGUGGUGCGCGGUGAUGUAAAUAAACUUUUGUGGCUUCA